This is a messenger RNA of Miscanthus lutarioriparius, 588 nucleotides long. Lineage: Eukaryota; Viridiplantae; Streptophyta; Magnoliopsida; Poales; Poaceae. The record is from the annotation of a GenBank genome assembly.
AUGGUGGUGAAAUUGAUACCAGAAAGUUACAUCCUUAAAAGGUGGACGCAGCAAGCAAUUACUAGUGAUACAGAUCAGGUCCAAAAUGUGCAGGCACCGGUGGAACCUGUAGCCCAUGGGAUGCCAUUGACCGGCCAGAAAACUUCGAGAUUCACCAACGCAUCCAUCUCAUUUGCAGCACUAGCAGUUGAGGGCUGUACAAGUGAUGAAAACUAUGCUGUUUUGGAGAACCACAUCAAGCAGAUGCAAUCUGAAUUUGAAGAAAUCAAGAAAAGGAAGAUGGCGAAUAGGCAGAACACUGGUGCUACAGAAGGUGGUGCUACAGAAGGUGCACAAGACCCUGGUGCUCCACUGGUGCUAAAGAACACUGGUCCAGGUGCCUUUGCUCCAACUGGACCCUCACUGCGAACUACAGGUGUAGUGGUUGAUCCAAGCUCAUCAAAUGUAGGGAACCCCCCAAAAUCAAAAGGCAAAGGGCGCAAGAAUGAGAAGGCGCACAAAAAGGGGAUGAAUGGUCAAGCAAAGAGGAAGAAUAGGUGCAGCGUUUGCAGAUCAUAUGAUCACAAUGCACAGAGAUGUCCAGACUAG